AUGGGAAGCUUUUUGUCAGUGUCAAUCCACCACCAGAGUAAGGACAAGCGCUCCCGCCGCUCGAGACGCUUGUCAAAACCACCUCCGAAACAAGCAACCGUGGAAUCGGUCACCUCCGUAUCUCAUCAACAUCAGUCUUCUGUUGGUAGUUCGUCUGCGUGCUUGCAUCCCGCAGCUGCAUGGCAAGAUCCCUGGACAGGGGCAUCCAUACCCAUCAACACGCAUAAUCCGGCUUCGAGCGGACGAAGAUCACAUUCUCUCCCUUCUGUGACUUCUCAUCCCAGAACGCCGUGGCCUUCCGUCAAUGCACCCCGAAAAUGCCAGGCUAUAGCCAGAGAGCCACAGGGCAUGGAUUUGCGCUCACCCACUGUCGCUACUGUGGAGCCCUCUGCUGUGGAUAGACGAGCAUCUCUCCAGCCCUCCGGACAAGGUACCGUUCGGUCCGCCGACUUUCGAGCCUCUCCGCAAUCACCAAUUGACCGGCACCCCAAACGAUCCUAUUCGACCACUUCGCCACCUCAAAGAACGCACAGUGCUAUUAGCCGCAGUACUAUCGAAGAAGCGAAGUCUUCCAACACGCACUUCAUGGUCGACAGUCAAGGCUUCUCUCUGAUCCGCCGACGGUCUCUAUUGACGCGGCCUGGGGUUGCGACACGACGAUCGACCAGAGACCCGGCUCGAAGACAGCCUCCAAUGCUUGACCAUGGGAAUGGCCAUCUAACCAACAACUCAAAUGUGUCAUGUCAGGCGCACGAAAAAUUCGCAACUCACAAUGAAGAGAGCACGACCAGACCUGGUAUUCCAUCGGGGCAGUUACGCCCUCCUACACCGAAUGAACUCGAGUACACACAUCUAGGAGCACUGAAACUAGGAUCAUUACGCGUCGUGAAUGGCUCCACAUCUCCAUGCCCCAGUGACCGAACUAGGCUUAAAUACCCCGAAGGUCCGUCACCGAGCCUGCACCCAGGAUGUGCAUCUGAAGAGGAGUCCAUCAAGCUUGGGCGCCCAGACUUGCGACGCACUAAGACUCGGGUUUCUUCGAAUAAUAAUGAGCAACUUGACUUGUUGCCUCAUCGAACCGACAUCAGUCCGAACAAUAUGACUGUUUUCGAACCCUGUUUACAGGUUACUGGGGGUGAGUUGGCGACCGCCCAGGCCCAUCUGCAGAGUCUUGCCAGGCGUAGUUCAGCUACGUGCUCCUUACAGAUCCCCAAUAGUGCCGAUUAUGCAGAGAACGAGGAUGUUCCGACAAGUCCAUUUUCUAUUGAGAAAUCGCCCACUGUUCCAGACUUAUUGAGACCGUGUAUCUCAGUAACGAACGCUCAAGGCGGCUCUGCGCCCCCAAGUGAUAGAAAAGAUGCUUUGUCAAAGCAGGGUUACUCAAGGUUGAUCCUACGUCUAGUAAUAGGGCGAGAAACGUUCAAUCUUUACGAUUUACAGAUCUGCCAGCUACAGAAAAGCAGCUUCGAAUACAUCGACAAUUGA
Molecule: messenger RNA, 1485 nt
Organism: Aspergillus aculeatinus CBS 121060
Lineage: Eukaryota; Fungi; Ascomycota; Eurotiomycetes; Eurotiales; Aspergillaceae
Exons: 2
Coding region: 1-1485 (494 amino acids)
Source: RefSeq, a predicted model, not a curated record